AUGGUGCUGGGGAAGGUGAAGAGCUUGACAAUAAGCUUUGACUGUCUGAAUGACAGCAAUGUCCCCGUCUACUCCAGCGGGGACACCGUCUCAGGAAGGGUCAACUUAGAAGUCACGGGGGAAAUUAGGGUGAAAUCGCUGAAAAUCCACGCCAGGGGACACGCCAAAGUGCGCUGGACCGAGUCGAGGAAUGCUGGAUCCAACACUGCCUACACACAGAACUACACCGAAGAAGUGGAGUAUUUCAACCAUAAGGACAUCCUGAUCGGCCACGAGAGAGACGAUGACAAUUCAGAAGAAGGCCUUCACACCAUCCAUUCAGGAAGGCACGAAUAUGCAUUCAGCUUCGAGCUUCCACAGACACCACUUGCUACCUCAUUCGAAGGCAGACAUGGCAGUGUGCGCUAUUGGGUGAAAGCCGAAUUGCAUAGGCCUUGGUUUCUACCAGUAAAAUUAAAGAAGGAAUUUACAGUCUUUGAACAUAUAGAUAUCAACACUCCUUCAUUACUGUCACCCCAAGCAGGCACAAAAGAAAAGACUCUCUGUUGUUGGUUUUGUACCUCAGGCCCAAUAUCCUUAAGUGCCAAAAUUGAAAGGAAGGGCUACACCCCAGGUGAAUCAAUUCAGAUCUUUGCUGAGAUCGAGAACUGCUCUUCCCGUGUGGUGGUGCCAAAGGCAGCCAUUUACCAAACGCAGGCAUUUUAUGCCAAAGGGAAAAUGAAGGAAGUGAAACAGCUUGUUGCCAACCUGCGUGGGGAUUCCUUGUCAUCUGGCAAAACGGAAACCUGGAAUGGCAAACAGUUGAAAAUUCCACCUGUUUCCCCUUCGAUCCUCGACUGUAGUAUAAUCCGCGUGGAGUAUUCACUGAUGGUAUACGUUGAUAUUCCAGGCGCCAUGGAUUUAUUCCUCAACCUACCACUGGUCAUUGGUACCAUUCCUCUACACCCGUUUGGUAGCAGAACAUCGAGUGUGAGCAGCCAGUGUAGCAUGAACAUGAAUUGGCUUGGUCUGACACUGCCUGAAAGACCAGAAGCACCCCCCAGCUAUGCAGAAGUGGUCACGGAGGAGCAACGACAGUCCAGCCUGGCACCCAUCGGGGCGUGCGACGACUUCGAGAGAGCGCUUCCAGGACCACUCUUUGCAUACAUCCAGGAGUUCCGUUUCCUGCCUCCACCCCUCUAUUCAGAAAUUGACCCAAACCCGGAUCAGCCCACAGAUGACAGACCAUCUUGCCCCUCUCGCUGAAGGAAUCCACAGAAAGCUGACUUGACUUGGGUUCUGAAUCCUACCUGCCGUGUUGAAGGUCAAGGAGUCGUAGUGGAGACACGCUUUCAAGGGAAGUGGUUUUGCUCUUGCCUGUAUGGUGAAUUAAACGAAAACAACCUGUGAUCAUGCUUCGAAGCCUACGGUAACGUUGUAGGACUGCUCCACAUGCUUGAAGACCUGAGCUUUUUAUUUUUUUUCCCCCCUCCCUUCCUUAAAUACUGGCACAUACUAGGAGCAGCCUUACUAACCUACAGUCAUGUGUGUCAAAACACUCAAACCACAUUGUAAGAGAGGGAUGGCUUCCUCUUCUGAUUUGGAAAUUUGCACAUGCUCAUUGCUUACGUUGUGCGGUUCGGUGUCACUACAGCUUUUUCUCAUUUAUGCCGGACUGUUGUUACCCCCCCCCUUCUUUGUUUGUGGUCCGCACAAUAAGGAGCAAAAGAAAGCUUUGACAAAAAAAAAAAAAAAAAAAAAGGAAAAAAAAAAAAACAACAGCAACAGACUUUGACAAAUGCACUGACUUUUUUCUUUUUUUAAUUUAAUGUAGCCUGGACUUUACCUGCAUAUGCACAUGCUCAGAAUUGUCCUAGUAGGCUGAUCAUGUAUCACCUCUUCAGCUUGGAUCCUAUUGUGGAUUUAUUUACAAACAUCAAAUGCCUUCAAGCCAAUCCUUCUUGCUGUAUGUUUUGCAGCCUACUGUAGUAGAUAAGCAACAGAUAAUGGGGAUAAGGAGGGGGGUGGAGAGUUAAUAGAAAGAAACUAAUAGACUUCAUUGAGAUUGUAUACUUUCUUGAUUUCUUUUAAGAAUUUGUUGCCUUUCUACUAUUAUUGCAAAGCAGCAUUUUGUUACAGACUGCCUAAAAAUCACUUAAUCUCAGGUGAACUCAUCACUUGCCAAACUGUUGGAAUGCUAUUUGUUUUGUUACGUUGCACUGUUGAGUUACUUCUUCUUUUUGUUUUGUGUUUGUGUUUUGUUUUUAUUCUUUACUCGAGAGGGAGAUCUGGAAUAGGGACAUACACAAAAGUUACAAACCCCACCCUCAUUCUCAUUUUGCUUUCUGUGUUACGAAAAAAAAAAGAUGUUUGCCCAUGGCAGAGAGGUUGGAACUAGAUCAUCUUCAAGGUCUCUUCCAAGUCCAACCUUUCUAUGAUUCUAUGUUCAAGUUGUGAAGCUUUAAAAAAAGAAAAAGAAAAAAAAAAAAAAGGAAAAAAAAAAAAAAGGCACAAAUGAAAGCAGCACCAGCAGACACCACCUCAGCCUCAAAAGCAUUUUAAAAGGAAAUAGUCAUACGCUGUCUAGGAUUCAUAGACAGAUCGAUAUCUCAAGUAGUGGGAUGGGAAGGGAAAGUAAGUUUAUUUUUAUAUAUAGUUAACCUAAUCCCCAAAAAUUCUAUAUGUAAUGAGUCUCUAGUAGAAAGUAUAUUUCAAACUGCAGGAAAAGCUUGGACUAUGCUAAGAGCUCAGUUUAUGCACUUUCUAUUAUCUUCAGGGUUUAUGAUACUGUAAAAUUAGUAAGACUAGAAGUAUAAUUAAACUGGGCAAGAUCAGUGUUACCAGCCAUACUCAGAUAUCAGCCGGAGUUGCUUCGAUGGUUUGCAUCUUCCGUUGUACUCUCUAAAGAGCUUUAAAACAAACAGAAACGUGGCAUUUGUUCAGAAAUCACACGGAAAGAGCACUCGCCCUUGAACGUGUGCCCCAAGGAAGGAAAGAGUGCAGGGGGACCCGUGAGAUGCGCGAACACAAAUGCCAGCACUCAACAUGCUAGAGAUCUGCAACAAAAGUCAACUUUCCUCUUCAGAAACCGUGUACUUGCAGAGACCCCUUGGCAAAAGGGACACGCUUCUGGUGUUGAUGAGUUAAAACACAAAAAUCGAGAUGUAAUCCUUCAAGUAUCUAUCCUUGUGCAAUAAAAAAAAAAAAAAAAACCAGCUCAGAAGGGAGCGGGAGAGGGGGAGGCUGGUGUUGCUGCGUGGUGCUCGUUCUUAAAAAAAAAAAGAAAAAAAGAAAAAAAAAAAACCUCUGCCUUGUUUUUAAGGCUUCAUAAAUGCGACAAAAUAGGCUUUUCCAUAAGUGGCCUUCCUGAGAACAUGAAUGAUAAUUCAUGUUUCAGAAAUGACAACAGGGUGAUAACAAUGAGUCGCGUUUUAAGUGAUUCAGUUUAAAAGGCUUGGGCUUCGAGCAAGAGAUUUGGACGAGAAGGAAAUUGGGUGAUGUCUUAACGUUAUUAGGCCAAUUUUGUGAAUGUCCCUUCCCUCUACCCUCUCCAACCAGACAAUUUUAAAAGCUGAUGGGAUCGUUGGCAUAAAAGGGCAUUUGGUGGUUUUACUUUUUUUUUCCUUUUUUAUUACUUUUAACAGACUAGGGAACAAUUGCUGGUAUACAUAGCAUUAAAGUACUUAUCACAAUAUAAUGGAAAAUUGCAUAUGAAGCAGGAUUGACCAAUAUUGUAGUAAUUGACAUGGCAUCACAGCCUUUGUGAUUAGAGUGAAAAAUUCUAUUACCUUAUCAAAUAAAAAGACUUUUGAGUUCAAAUUACGUUGUUAGUUGUUCAGAGGCAUUACUCUUCCACAAAUAUUGGUCAAUUCUCAGCAUUAUAAAACAUGAGGUUCACAGUUGUAGCCCAGUAUUUGAUAGAGAAUUCUGAUCUGAAUUAGGAAAAAGUAAGUAAAAUCCAAACAUUAGAGAAACAAAGUGCAAUAUUAAAUGUUUGCUUUAUAGAUUA
Molecule: messenger RNA, 3988 nt
Organism: Calidris pugnax (ruff)
Lineage: Eukaryota; Metazoa; Chordata; Aves; Charadriiformes; Scolopacidae
Gene: ARRDC3
Product: arrestin domain containing 3
Exons: 8
Coding region: 1-1245 (414 amino acids)
Biological process (GO): protein transport
Cellular component (GO): cytoplasm
Source: RefSeq, a predicted model, not a curated record